This is a messenger RNA of Oryzias melastigma (Indian medaka), 989 nucleotides long. RefSeq names its product apolipoprotein Ea (gene apoea). Gene Ontology annotation, molecular function: lipid binding. Bases 107 to 895 code for a protein of 262 amino acids. The record is from RefSeq and is a predicted model, not a curated record. Gene Ontology annotation, cellular component: intermediate-density lipoprotein particle; extracellular region. Gene Ontology annotation, biological process: lipoprotein catabolic process; regulation of amyloid-beta clearance; cholesterol catabolic process. Lineage: Eukaryota; Metazoa; Chordata; Actinopteri; Beloniformes; Adrianichthyidae. The transcript is spliced from 5 exons.
AGCAGCCGUCCCGACUUUUAUCGGAUCCAGUCCCAGUAUAAAAGCGGAGAGCCGCGUGCCGAUCAGCCUCACGUCAGAUCACACCUUACAGGUGCUCGUGCUCAUCAUGAGGGUUUUUGUCGCGAUCCUCGCUCUGGCUGUCCUCUCAGGGUGCCACGCCCGCACCGUGCCCCUGGAGGAGCUGCAGAACACGUGGGAGGUGACCGUGGAGAAGUUCCAGAAUUACAUCACAGACCUGAACACGAAGGCUGACGGCGUGCUGGAGAACAUCAGGAGCUCUCAGAUCAGCAGAGAGCUGGAAACUCUGAUCCAGGACAGCAUGUCAGAGCUGUCCAUGUACAGAGACGACCUGCAGAACAAGCUGGGCCCCUACACCCAGCAGAGCGCCGAGCGCCUCAGCCAGGACCUGCAGCUGCUGGCGGACAAACUGCGAGAGAACAUGAAGGAGGCGCGCGAGCAGGUGGACCGCUACGUCCAGGAGCUGCAGACCAUGAUGGAGCAGAACGCCGACGACGUCACGCUCAGGUUGUCCACCUACAGCCGCAAGCUGAAGAAGCGCCUCAACAAGGACACGCAGGAGAUCAAGAGGUACGUCAGCGAGUACUUCGGGGAGCUCCACUCUCGCACCUCCGAGAACGUGGGAGAGCUGAAGGCCCGUCUGGAUCCGUACUUCUCUCAGGUCCGGGACAACGCCCAGGCCAAGAUCUCCACCCUGAACGAGCUGCUCCAGUCCCAGAUCGAGAACGUGAAGACCAGGGUGCAGACCACCCACCAGGACGUCACGGAGCGCGUGAAGGUCGCCGCCGAGGACCUGCGCUCCUCUGUGGAGGGGAAGAUGCAGGAGCUGCGGAACUGGUUCCAGCCCUACGUUUCCAUGGUUACGGAGACCCUGUAGAUGAGACUGGUGACCCCGCCCUUUAUGGAAACAUGUUCAGACUGAAACCAACAAGUCUGUGGGGAAGCAUGAAAUAUUAAAAGAUCUAAAAGUC